ACCGUACAGACAUGUGUCAUUUGUCCUUUCCGCAUACCCACCAUGCUUUUGAUAUUGAUUUAGAACACGAAUAAAUAUUUUCUCAAUGAGUCUUCUUGCAGUUAAUACUUCUGUUGCUUGAAGAAUACUUACUGAAGUAUCUGGUGUUGAUGUCUGCAACGGUGCUGUUUUUUCAUGUGGCAAAGCGGCGUCUUUAUGCCAACACGCAGCGCUUUACCAUCUUUAGAGCCCAACAUCUGCCAUCAAAGGGAGAAAAUGGAGAGCAAAAGGGAGAAGAAAAAGAAACGCAAAGCCCAGAGCAUCCAACGAGCAUACUGGUGUACAACCCCUCCGCUUACUACCAGACAAAAAACGUCCGUGCCUUGGGGCGUUCAUAUACUGAAGAACCUUCCUCUAAUCUCCCCAUCAACCCUGCUUUCCGACAACAGAGUAACCCGUACAGCAUCAGCUCUUCACGACGGCUCUCCAGUGCUAAAAACACGCUGCUAAACCUGGCUUUUAGUAAAGCUGGAUCUAUCAGAGGUGCCGCACCUACCCCAUACGCCACCAAAGAUCCAGGUGCCAAAGGUGACCCUCGAGCUUUUCAGAGAUGUCGACCUGAAUACCUCAAUAUGACCCAUGACGUCUCCCAGCGUUCAUUAACUAUUGACCUCAAUGAGGCCUCGUUACUUCUUCAUAAAGUCACCGUUCUAAAAGGCAACAUGGAACCCUCAGAUGUCGCUAAUUUCUUGUGCAAACUUGGCCAGUUGCCCCAUGAACGCACAGCAGUCAUUAGAGGUGAUACGCGAUUCAACAUGUUGCUGCGGUAUAGUGUUGAAAGCCUGCAAAACUUCACGCAUGCGCAGUUAUUAGAUGUGCUGAGGGCCUUUGUGAAUUUGGGACUGCCUCAUUCCCAUAGCAUAUUGGGAUUGUUUGAAACAGAGUUUUGCCGCCGAGCAAGUGAGAUGGAGCUUCAUCAGUUGCUACUUGCCGCUGACUUGUGGCGGUGCCUUGGUCGAUUUGUUCCUCGGUAUUUGGAGAAGCUUUUUGACAGCAUUACCCAAUACUUUAACCAGAUAGGUCCACCAGAACUAGUUCAACUGGUGUAUGUUGUUGGAGAAGGCAGGAGAUGUCCAGAUACCCUCAUUCAGCCCAUAGAAUCAUUACUCAUGCGUCACUUAAACCAACUGAUGGCUGAAGAAUUAGGUGCCGUUUGCUUAAGCCUCUUCAAAUCCCAGAUUUCCCUGUCCGAGAGAGCCGUCCGCAGACUUGUGGACAGGACGCAUGUGGUAGUCAAGGACAUGAGUGAUUUUGGAAUAGUGAAUGUAAUGAAACUUAUGCGAUUUAGCUAUCUGGAUCAUCUUCCGUGGUUGGAGGCCAUGGGAUUGGAGGUACCUCGACGUGCCCCACAGAUGGGGGUUCAAGGCCUCAUGCACGUUGUCUUGGCCUGCUCCGCUCUGCACUACCGUAAUGAUCGGAUUCUCCUGGCCGUAGCUGAACAGCUCCCUAAUGUAGUCGAGCACUGCAGAAGUAAAGAUGUUGCGAAGAUGCUGUGGGCUUUCGGCACGUUAGGUUUCCUUCCGAGCCAAUGUCCCAACCUCUAUCCCAGUCUCACUAAAAUCCUAUGUGAACGUGAGGCUGAAUUUCAGAGAUUCCCUGAACAUCUCCUCACUGGCCUGCUUGGUCUUGCUUUUGUGGGUCAAUUCCCACACGACUUGCUUAACCUGGCUUUAAGCACAGAGUUCGUCAACAAGGCCUGCAACUCCCUGGAGCUUGAGUUGAGAAAAGACUUGUUCACCUUAGAUGGAACUGUAGGUCUAGAGUUGCCCAGGUGGACGGGCCCAAGGCUAAGUCAUGCAAUGAAGGAAGAGGUGACAAAGCAGUUAUGGGAUUUUGCCCAGGCAGAUAUUUGCCAGAAGCCCGAGGUGCUUGAGGCCGAAUCUAUGCUGCAGAAACUUCUGGGUGGAGAAUGGUUUGUGCGCAAACACAUGAUCUUUCCACAUUUGCGCUCCAUUGACCUAGAGGUUCACUUGGACCAUAGUGAGGAGCCUCUUCCUGUGUCCUCUGGACCUUGCCACCAGAAUCUCCCUCAGAAAGGUUCUGCCUGGUCUCAAGACUGGGAACAAAGACUCUCUGGAGUAACCCUAACUGAUGACCUACUAGCUCAGCUCACAAAUACCCGAAAGACCCCAGUGUGCUCGCCCGACAAGCCAGUCCAAAAGCCGUCGCUUCACAGAGUUGUGCCCAUUCAAGAGAGGGAAAGUAUUUUCAGUGUUGGUGUUGACUUGACGGAUGAUCUUGUGAUGGCAUUGACAAAAUCUGGGAAGUGCUCAACGCACCCGGAUGAUUCAAAACCAUCUAUUGUACGACUCGCUGUUCAAGUGACAAAUAGGAAUCAGUAUUGCUACAGGAGCCAGCAGUUGCUUGGAUUACAUGCACUGAAAAGGAGACAACUCAUGCUUGCAGGAUAUCGAGUUGUAGAGUUGCCCCACUGGGAAUGGUUUCCCCUACUGCGACGCUCUCAGGCAGAGAAACUCGCCUACCUGCACUGCAAGAUAUUUAGCUGUUCUGACUCCAAAAAAACAGACUACAACUUCAAUGACUGAUUAGAUUUUUAUACAUAAAUAAACGUUCAAGCUAGAUGCUUACAGAUUGUUCCUUGAUCAACCUACAUCUAAUGUAAUUAUAUUGUUGAAAGGUGUAUUGUAGCCUGUAAGGUGUUCUUAGAGAUUUUGUGUUUCAGUGGCAUAUACACAGAAUUAAAGGCUUAUAACUAAAAAAACAAGGAGGGUCAAGUGUUUGGUAUCAUUGUUAAGAAAACUUUUCAAUUUUUUUUAACGAUAUAGAUUAUGAUACAUUUUGAGACUCUCAGCCUAAAGGCGGGUGCACACUGUAUGAUUUUGGCCAUGAUUCCACCAUCUGAGACACAUUUCGGGAAUCCUAAAGUAUUUCUGUCAUCGCAGGGCAAAAUCGUCAAUCUUACAACAUUCAAUGUGACGUUCACAGACGGCUGAUUAAUAGCCUUUGCGAUAAUCUUAAGCCUCCGAUGAAGUUCUGGCAGUGUCAAAAAUUUAGCAUCGUAGCCGUAUAGUGUGACUGCUAUUACGACGGCCAGGUUAGAUAUUCCGCUCCUCUCUCGCACCCCAAUUCACUUGGAAAGUAACCUGCUAGCCGUCUGCACCAUAGCAACAUUUGUGCCCAGUUAUCACUCUACUCAAGCUCUUUCAGUAUCUUUUUUGUUUUCUCCAAUGUGAAUGCAGAAGUUUGUUAUUUUUCGGGCCACAAGUCUUUUUAUUUCCACAAUGAAUAUUUGCUAGUGGUAGCCCUUCAUUACUGUAGGCUACCUCCCGCACUCACAUUCAUUCUCAACAUCUGUAAUUUUCUGUAUUUUUUGUCUUAUUAUAGGCCUAUUUGACAAAGUCCAUCUUUCUUCUAAAUGUAAGCAUAUGCUCGUGAUGGAGUGGUAUUGGAGCAACGGAAAUGCUGAUGUCCUGACUUUCAGAGAGCGAAAAAAUAAUACUCCUCCGUGGUGGGCAAAUUUCGCUGUUUCGCUUCUAUUCCGCAACACCCCCGUAACGUGAGUCACAUUCACUGAUUGGGACGAUUGGGACCACAGUCGGCUAUGAUGUAUACUCAGUAUGACAUAAUGUUGCACAGUGUGCCAUGGCAAUAUCAGUGCGUUCAUAUCGUACAGUCUGACAAGCAACAAUCAUAAAGGACUAUUAUAAAUCGUACAGCGUGUACCCGCCUUAAGAAACUGUUGAAAAAUCACAAAACAAAUUGAGCCAAAAAUGUACUUUGUUUUUUCCUGAUUUUUCUGAUUUGACAUUUAUGUUAACUGUAACUUUUUGUGUUGAUACGACAAAGAAAUGAGAAGAUAGCAUUACAAAAAUUAUUUAUCCUAGUGUACAAAAAUGUAUCCAAAUAAAUAAAACAAUAAUAGACAUUAAGAACUAAUUACACAUGCAAACACAACAAUGACUAAAGGUUUGCAUAGCAUGCAGACAUGAUUUUAGUAAUGAGAUUUCACAGAAUGAGUUUCAUUCUGUGUCAUUUGAGUCAUCAUUGAGUCUGUGUCAUGUAUUUGGUGCCAUCUCCUGGUGGCCAUAUGUAACAUUGUGCUUCAUGUGUAUUAUCUAAUGAUCUAUGCAUCUGAUUAUCUUGUGUGUGGACUCGUUUGAAAGAUAAUCACCUCCUCUAAGUAAUGGUAUGGGAUAUUUUAUGUUCCGUUUAUUUUUCGUGAAGUUAUAAGUGAAAGUGCAGCAUAUAAGUAAUAUAAUUGUCACAGAACAUUCAGUACUGUGCAAAAGUUUUAGGCACUUGUGAAAAAUGUUGCAUAGUGAGGAUGUCUUCAAAAAUAAUGCCAUAAAUAGUUUUCAUUUAUCACUUAAUGUCAUACAAAGUCCAGUAAACAUAAAAAAAAUGGUAUGACCACCUUUGCCUUCAAAAUAGCACCAGUUCUCCUAGAUACACCUGGACACAGUUUUUCUUGGUUGUUGGCAGAUAGGAUGUUCCAAGCUUCUUGGAGAAUUAGCCACAGUUCUUCUGUCUAUUUAGACUGUCUCAAUUGCUUCUGUCUCUUUAUGAAAUCUCUCAAUGUUCUGUGGGGAGCUCUGUGGGGGCCAUGACAUCUGUUGCAGGGCUCCCUGUUCUUCUAUUCUAAUCUUUUCUAUUUACAAAAGUAAUGUUUGGGAGUCUAACAUUUAUAUUUCCUAUCAGUCUGUGCAUCUUAUCAUGUGGCUUGUUGAGCGCUUUACCGUGGAGACGUAGCGCGUGUGGAGGCUUCGCUAUUCUCCGCAGUAUCCACGCACAACUCGCCACACACCCCACCGAGAGCGAGAACCACAUUAUAGCGACCACGAGGAGGUUACCCCAUGUGACUCUACCCUCCCUAGCAACCGGGCCAAUUUGGUUGCUUAGGAGACCUGGCUGGAGUCACUCAGCAUACCCUGGAUUCGAACCCGCGACUCCAGGGGUGGUAGUAAGCGUCAAUACUCGCUGAGCUACCCAGGCCCCCCUCAUCUUGAUAGUUUUGGGUUGAAUGGAUCACAUGACAAAAAAUAUGACAUUGUUUUUGAAUAUUUCUAGAUUUAUCCACUUUGGAUAGCGUUUUCGGAAUUGCUCUGUUUUCGCAGGACAAAAAUGCCAUCCAAGUGUGGAAGGAAGGCCAAAACGCAGCGAUUUCAAACAAAAACAUAUUAGUGUGGACGUGGCCUUACACCCUGUCUACACCGGAUGCGAGCAUUGCGUUAAAAGCAUUAGAACCCAUUAUAAUAUUGAUGCUGUCUACACUGGAACCAUCCGUUGCGGACAGUAAACGGGUGUCCCGUUGCAUUUUGCGCUGCAUGCGCUGGCGCUACUGCCAAUAAUACAAAUAAACGGUUUAGAACGUUCGUGUCAACGCUUCCAGUGUAGACCACCUCAAGCCGUUGCGUCAUGUCUCUUUGCAUCAACAGACGUGCCUGGUUUAGACAGGGUGUAAGUGCUUUUCCAUCAUUGGGUGGAACGGUUCUAAACACAGUGACUAAUGGUUCUAGUAGCAUUUCAGCCUGAGCACUGUUUCACUACAAACCGUUCCAAACCUGGAAUUCUUAGCAUGAUUAGUUAACGGUGCUCAGGACAGAGAACCAUUCUGGUGGAACAGCUUUACCGACAUGGCGACUCAUGAUUGGUCCGUUCUCCAGUCAGUCUAUUCUAAUCCUGAUUUCGCAGCACCACAGUGGAAAAAGAAACCGUAGCCUCUAGCCUGUAUCAGUACAAAAUGGCAUGGCUUUUGCAAUUCCGUUCGCUGGCGCUAGUGCCGCCAAAAUUACACACUUCAGCUUCAACAGAGUUAAGACCCAGGUAUACUUCGUUUUGCCGAAUUCCGGAUCGCCUCGUUCUGAGUAUACUUUUCUGACCACGAACGAAUAGGAACGCGUUCGACGCAUGUGCUCUACAACUGCUUUGUCACACUCUUUUAGUACAGUCGGUGGCCAGCGCAUGCGCAGAUGACGUGCACAGACGAGGACCGCGUUGCCGAGUCAAGAAAAUCUACCAUUCGGCUGUGCUGAUGACGCAGUUUGCAUCACACAUACUGUGCACAGAGGGAUCCACAACGCAGGUUACUUUGGCCUUUAAUAAGAACAUCCAAGUGGCUCACACCCCCCAUUUGGAUGAUUGUUGACUCUGUUUUGGCACAUUGCAUCACCUUGAAUUAAAUUAUGUACCAUCUGUGUGAAUGUCUAAAUUGUGUUACACAACCUUGCAGGAACUGUAACAAUAGAGCAUUUGACUCACUGGCCUAAUUUUAUAACAAUUCUAUAUUCUGUAACGAUAAAUUGUACAGUUCUGUUAUCUGGAUCUACACUAAGCAAAUUCUGAGAUGGAUUUAUAUUGAAGUUGCAGGAGUGUUUUUGGGUUAAAAAGAUCUAGGAACUUGUCUUGUCAUUAUUAUGACCCUGAACAAGGCAAAAACUAUCAACUAAAACAGAUUAAAGGAAUAUAACCUUCGCUACCAGACAUCAGAAGUAUUAUCACACACUAUAUUCCUGCUGGUCAAUUACCUGUCAUUUAUUAGCAUUGUGACUCAGUAUUAAAUCAUACUGAAAAAGUGUUUCCUCUCAUUGCAUCGUGUAUACAGAUGAGUCACAUUAUUUUGUUUUCACAUUUAAGCUAAUGACUGAGCAAACCGCAACAAAAUUUCCCAAUUGUAAACACACCCAUUUGAUUUUGCCAUUGACUCUAAAGUUGUUUCACUUUAUUUGCACCUUAUAAGUUAAAAGAUUAUUAAAUAACUCUUUUGUACAAUGAGUGCUAAACUGUAUAAUAGCAGUAUUUUUCAUCUCACAUAUUUUAUGUCCAUUAUAUAUUUAUUUGGCAAGUAGCUAUGUAAUAGUCAGCUGUGUUGGGUAAGUAAUUAAUUACUAACUACUAAUUACAUCUUCUAUAGUGUAAUUAGAUUACUGUACUCUGUCUGAAAAGUAAUUGCAUUACUUAUUACUAAUUACUUUCUAAAACCCUGAUCAACCUCGACCAGAUGAAAAAUACAAGGAUAGACAUGAAACUGUUAUUUUAAUUGUUUCAAAUAAAUCAAAUAAAUUAUUAAUGAACUGGUCAAAGAAUUUAAAGGGGCAGCGUUAAAUUAGAAAACAUACUUUUUAACAUUAGACGUAAAAUUUCUCAAUUUUAAAUUCACUAUUGCUUUAUAUAGAAUUGUUCUAGGGUCUAUAUACAGUAUUUAACACAAUUACAUAAGAAGUAACUGUAAUGAAAUUACUGAAAAAUUAAGAGUAAUCCCUUAAUUAAUUUUUUUCAAUGAAAAAGUCAUUUAAUUACCUGGUAAUGCAUUACACCCAACACUGAUAGUCAGAAUCAUGUACCAUCAACUGUUUCUGUCCCCUUUUUUUCCAUUGAUAUGCACAUUUUACUUAUUUCAACAUAAGAUAUAUUCAAUCUGUACAUUUAAUUGUCAAUUGAAAAUUAAUUGUAUGUACAAUCCAUAUUCAAACUCUAAUAUCAUCUGCUUUUUGACAACAGCAGUUUCCCUACAUCUCACAGAAAACCCGAUAAAAUAUAUGUGUAAAUAGGUAAAAGCUUGUGCGUAAUAAGCAUGUAAUACGAAAUUUGGGGUAAAUGCCAAUCAAAAUAUUCCUGUUUCUGGUCUUGUUCAAGUGCGUCUUACACCAAAGACCCGCCCCCAUCCGGAAACGUCACACACUGACACACACGCAAUCCAAUGAAAUCGUUACAAUUCGCCUCAUCUCGUGACGUUUCCACCCUCA
Molecule: messenger RNA, 7742 nt
Organism: Myxocyprinus asiaticus (Chinese sucker)
Lineage: Eukaryota; Metazoa; Chordata; Actinopteri; Cypriniformes; Catostomidae
Product: FAST kinase domain-containing protein 5, mitochondrial-like
Exons: 2
Coding region: 150-2585 (811 amino acids)
Biological process (GO): regulation of mitochondrial mRNA stability; mitochondrial RNA processing
Cellular component (GO): ribonucleoprotein granule; mitochondrial matrix
Molecular function (GO): RNA binding
Source: RefSeq, a predicted model, not a curated record